This is a messenger RNA of Sebastes umbrosus (honeycomb rockfish), 1562 nucleotides long. Its product is annotated as C-type lectin domain family 10 member A-like. Gene Ontology annotation, cellular component: external side of plasma membrane. The record is from RefSeq and is a predicted model, not a curated record. Gene Ontology annotation, molecular function: fucose binding; D-mannose binding; signaling receptor activity. Gene Ontology annotation, biological process: biological process involved in interspecies interaction between organisms. The transcript has 6 exons. Lineage: Eukaryota; Metazoa; Chordata; Actinopteri; Perciformes; Sebastidae. Bases 269 to 1207 code for a protein of 312 amino acids.
CUAUAUCCCAAUUGAAAAUAACUUUAGACUUACAGUGUUCAUGUGACCGCCAUUACACGGAUGUGGAACUUAAAAAACAAAACGUGUUAGUGGUGGAUGAUUUUUGUACAAGAUAUUCUCAUCACCUCGCAAACUUGUGACUUCCUCUUUUUUUAAAAAAGAAGAAAUUAUAACCAACCAGAGUUUCAGCAUUUACAUGUAGUCUGUGAGAGCUGACCCUUUAGGAAACAGUUGGCCACCUUAUGAGCGAUGGAGGAAAUAUACGCCAAUGUUGAAUAUGAGAAGCCUGUUGACCCAGGACCUUCAACCAAUCCCACAGGUAAGACUGUUCAGUCAGUCUGUGUAUCAUCAUCUGAUCACUUUUGACUGUAUUUCUCUGUGUUCAGGUCGCAGGAGCUCAGAGAGGAGAUUUCAUGGAGCUGUUGUUCUCUGUCUGGGUCUGCUGAGUGUUUUCCUGCUGGCUGGACUCAUCGGCCUCGGUGUCCACUACUCACGACGUGAUGCAGAUCUGUCCACUAUCAAAGCCAACCUGACUGAGCGUCUCCAGGCCAGUGAAAACAAGCUGUCCUCCGUGUCUGCAGAGAGAGACCUGCUGAACGCCAGCCUCACUGAAAACACUAAAGAGUUGGACAAGCUUCAGAGUUUGUCCAAAGAGAAUGCAGAUCUGUCCAAUAUCAAAGCCAACCUGACUGAGCGUCUCCAGGCCAGCGAAAACAAGCUGUCCUCCGUGUCUGCAGAGAGAGACCUGCUGAACGCCAGCCUCACUGAAAACACUAAAGAGUUGGACAAGCUUCAGAGUUUGUCCAAAGAGAAGAAAACAUGUCCUGCAGGAUGGACGAUGUUCAGUUCAGCCUGUUACCUCCUCUCUGGUGGGACUGGUUCCUGGGAUAGAGGCAGAGAGGACUGCAGAAACAGAGGAGCACAUCUGGUGAUGAUUGACAGCGUUAAAGAGCAGACGUUUGUUGCUGGGCUCAUCAAGACACACACUUGGAUUGGUUUGAAUGACAAAGAUGUGGAGGGGACCUGGAAAUGGAUCGAUGGAACUCCACUGACUCUGAUGAACUGGGCGGAGAUCCAGCCGGAUAAUGGUGGUGGAGAUGAAUAUUGGGGUGAAGAGGACUGUGCACAUAUCAGACCUGAAACCACUCAGUGGAAUGACUGGUCGUGUGAAACUGUUCUGCCGUGGAUCUGUGAGAAAAUAGCUUAAUAUUGGUUAUAUGUUAAUUCCUAAUUUUCUUCGGGAUGGUCAGCAAGAAAUCAAUGUAAUCCACAUAAUCAUAAACCAGGAAGUAUAAAGAGCAGCUAACGCAGCACUUGAAGUAGUUCAGCAUAUUUGAUGAUGUUGAUGUAUUUGCAUGAUUCUUGCACUUUUUGGGGGUUUUACCAAAAUGGUUGAAUGCACUUAAUGUAAGUCGCUUUGGAUAAAAGUAUCAGCUAAAUAAAUGUAACGUAUCUAUAAUAAUAUAUUGUGGUCUAUUUGUUGAUUAUAUUUUGUAUUAUUAAUCAGAAUCUGUAGCUACUGUACUAAGUAACUAGUAGCUAAAGGUAUCAAAUAAAUGUAG